This is a messenger RNA of Melanotaenia boesemani (Boeseman's rainbowfish), 1356 nucleotides long. RefSeq names its product patatin-like phospholipase domain-containing protein 2. The transcript is spliced from 8 exons. NCBI's taxonomy places the organism in Eukaryota, Metazoa, Chordata, Actinopteri, Atheriniformes, Melanotaeniidae. Gene Ontology annotation, molecular function: triacylglycerol lipase activity. Gene Ontology annotation, cellular component: lipid droplet; cytoplasm; membrane. The record is from RefSeq and is a predicted model, not a curated record. Gene Ontology annotation, biological process: triglyceride catabolic process; lipid homeostasis. Bases 125 to 1327 code for a protein of 400 amino acids.
CCACUUUCCCACUAAUGUGUCUGAGAUGAAGGGAUACUGAAAGGAGUCCAAAUUAACCUGCUGGAGAGAUGAAUAGAUAAUUAUAAUAAAGAUUUGGUCUGAGCUAUAAUUGAUCCUAUAAUUGAUGGAGACUUCAGAGCGGAUGUUUAACUGGGCAGAGGAGUGGAACAUCUCUUUUGCAGGCUGUGGAUUCAGAAGUAUUUACUACGUUGGAGCACUGAGCUGUAUCCUAGAGCGAGUUCCACAACUGGUUCAUGGUGCUUCUAAAAUCUGUGGAGCUUCAUCUGGUUGUCUUGUGGCAGCAGCUCUGACUGUUGGAAUUCCCAUCGAACAGCUUUGCUUCAUUAUUCUGACCAUAGCGAAAGAGGCCAGAAAACACACCCUUGGGGUUUUCCACCCGACCUUUAGUCUGCUGCGAACAAUACAUCGCUACCUGCUGGAGAAGCUUCCAGAAGACGCCCAUCUUCGGGCCACUGGAAAACUCUGUGUGUCCCUCACCAGACUGUCUGAUGGUAAAAAUGUUUUGGUGUCAGAAUUUACCAGCAGAGAGGAGCUCAUUCAGGUUCUGAUGUGCAGUUGUUUUUUCCCUGUUUACUGCGGGUUCAUCCCACCAUCAUACCGUGGAGUGCGCUACAUGGAUGGAGCCCUGAGCAACAACAUGCCCCUGUUUGAGCACAGAAACACCAUUACUGUGGCCCCAUUCUCAGGCGAGAGCGACAUCUGCCCCAGAGAGGGUACCUUCAACUUCUUUGAAGCCCACUACGGUAAUGUUAGCAUUCAGGUCAACACAGGCAAUGUGCAUCGUGUCUGUACGUCUUUCCUUCCUCCUAGACUGGAGAAGCUUGCUGAGAUCUGCCACAAUGGUCACAUGGAUGCUCUUUGUUUCCUAAAAGAAAGAGACCUGGUUAGUGCAGAGUAUAAUCCCCUCAGUAUGCAGGUGAAGGUGAGCUGGGCCAAACUUGCUUGUUGUGAAGCAAAGAAAGAAGUGGCUCAAGCACAAGAGCGGAGGAAGAGGAAGACAAUGCUGAAUGAACAAAAUCUUCAUCAGAAAGAUUAUCGAUGGUUAGACCACAAAGUUACAAAGAAUCUCCCUGUGGGCAUCAAGAAAGUGUUGUGUGAAACAUGCAGAGAUACUUACAACGCUGGCAGCGGGCAGUCUCAGCUUACUGACUUCUUUCCAGUAAAACUCAUCAUGUAUCUACUGACCCUCCUCCUCCUGCCCAUCCAACUGACCCUCUUAUUUGCCAAAAGACUGUGGAGCAAAAUGCAUACUCCUGGUGUCGUCAACACAACUCUGCAGAAACCCCUGAAGCAUCAGAGGCGGUGACGCCGACAAGAAUAUGUAGUAAAUUUAAG